Bombyx mori (domestic silkworm) is the source of this 3546-nucleotide messenger RNA. Its product is annotated as alanine aminotransferase 1. Bases 586 to 2136 code for a protein of 516 amino acids. The transcript has 10 exons. Lineage: Eukaryota; Metazoa; Arthropoda; Insecta; Lepidoptera; Bombycidae. The record is from RefSeq and is a predicted model, not a curated record. Gene Ontology annotation, biological process: biosynthetic process. Gene Ontology annotation, molecular function: L-alanine:2-oxoglutarate transaminase activity; pyridoxal phosphate binding.
UUUGACAUUCUCUUCAGACAGAUAUGACAUUUCACAGUCAAAAAACCAAAAGUGAAAUUAUACAAUAAUUUAGCAAUUUUUAGUUAUAUAAUUUACAUAAGACAAGAAUCUAGAAUGAAGUUACCUUUGAUUUAAUUAACUAUUUAUUAGCAAAUUUUAUUUUCACUGAAUCUGAUGCAAACAAACGAACAUUUCAAGUGUUAUAUUUCUUAAAAACAGUUUAUCGUACAACAUUUGAUAGCAUUUUAUCAGUAACCUUGUGGGAGGUCAUUUACAUUAAAAUAAAUAGUAAUUACAAAAUAAAAUUAUCAGUUGUACUUGCAUUUUCGUUAUCAUAGUUAAGCAAAUAUCGAAUAUGAGAUUUAUUUACGUCUCUCAGUGCGGAUGAAUCGAUCGCGUAGAGAGGCCGCACCUCAUUUUACUCCUCGUCAUCUCCAAUCGUCAAUGUUUGCAUGUACAUAAAAAAUAAGAUUAUUUCGAGUCACACGUGGUAUUUUUUUUUAUAAAUUAUCAGUGAUUUACCACCUGCACACUGCCUACAAUAGUAGUCCGACGUAUUAUAAGUAGUUCGAUUGAUUACGGAACAUGUCACAGUUAAAGUUGAUAAGCCGCGUUAGUCGCGUUUUAUCCGGUGCGGUGAAACGUUCAGAGUUAUUCGAAAUUAACAAAGUAAACACGAACAACGCAAGAACGAUGGCAUCCAAAGGCUUGACUGUGGAAAACAUGAAUCCCAACAUUGUCAAGUUGGAAUACGCUGUGCGCGGGCCCCUUGUCAUUCGCGCUGGCGAGAUUGAAAAAGAACUUGAGAAGGGCGCACAGAAACCUUUCAAGCGAGUGAUCAAGGCGAAUAUCGGAGAUGCCCAUGCCAUGGGACAGAAGCCUAUCACUUUCAUCAGACAGGUAAUGGCGUGCCUGGCCCUCCCCGACCUCAUCGAGAAGGGAAUCUUUCCAGAGGAUGUGAAACAGAGAGCCCGAGAGAUUUUGGAUGCUUGUGGGGGCGGCUCCGUGGGCUCGUACACGGCGUCGCACGGCAUCGAACUGGUGCGGCGCCGCGUGGCCGACUACAUUCAGCGCCGGGACGGACACCCCGCGCACUGGGAGGACAUCUUCCUCUCCUCCGGGGCCUCCACCGCCAUCAAGAACUGCCUGCAGCUGUUCUGCAACGAUCUGGGAGGAAAAACUUCAGGAGUCAUGAUCCCCAUCCCGCAGUACCCGCUGUACUCGGCCUCGCUGGCGGAGUACGGCCUGGCGCAGGUCGGCUACUACCUCGACGAGGAGCACCACUGGGGGCUGGACCUCCGCGAGCUGGAGAGGUCCCUCGCCGAGGCCAGCGCCACUUGCAACGUCAGGGCCCUGGUCGUCAUCAACCCCGGGAACCCGACAGGACAGGUGCUGACCCGAGACAACAUCGAGUCGAUCAUAAAGUUCGCGAAGAAGCACGGUCUGUUCUUGUUCGCGGACGAGGUGUACCAGGACAACGUGUACGCCGCCGGGAGCAAGUUCCACUCGUUUAAGAAGGUGCUGGUGGAGCUUGGCGACGACUACAAGGACGUGGAGCUGGCGUCGUUCAUGUCGGUCAGCAAGGGGUACAUGGGCGAGUGCGGCGCGCGCGGCGGCUGGGCGGAGCUACGCGGCGUGAACGCGGCCGUGCGGGCGCAGCUCUACAAGUGCAUCAGCGCCAUGCUGUGCCCCAACGUGCUGGGACAGGCCGCCAUCGACUGCGUGGCGCGGCCCCCGCAGCCCGGCGAGCCCUCCUACGAGCUGUACAUCAAGGAGAAGACGGACGUGCUGGACUCGCUGAAGAAACGCGCCGAGAUGAUAGUGGACGCCUUCAACCAGAUGCAGGGCUUCAAGUGUAACGUCGUGCAGGGCGCAAUGUAUGCCUUCCCGCGCUUCGAGCUGCCCCCCCGCGCCGUGGCCGCCGCCGCCGCCGCCGGCAUCCCCCCCGACACCUUCUACGCCUUCAGGCUGCUCGAGGAAACCGGUAUCUGCAUAGUGCCGGGCAGCGGGUUCGGGCAGCGGCCGGGUACCUACCACUUCAGGACCACCAUCCUGCCGCAGCCGGAACUGCUGCGAGAGAUGCUGGACAUCUUCAAGAAGUUCCACCAGAAGUUCACAGCCGAGUACUCGGGCUAGUCUGUCGACGCCCCCCGCCCCUCUGCCGCCGUCGCUUUAUCCGCUUACGGCACCUACCUGGGAACACAAGCUUCAAAAUCUAAACUGUUGUAACUAUACUGAGACCUUAGAACUUGUAUCUCAAGGUGGAUGGCGCAUUUACGUUGUAGAUAUAUAUGGGCUCCAGUAACCACUUAACACCAGGUGGACUGUGAGCUCAUCCUAUCAGCAAAGCAAUAAAAAAGAUUGCAGGGCGGCUGUCGUGCAAUAGUAGAUAUUAACUAAACCCCAAAUCGUACUAAUCACAUUUACAAAGUUAGCCUGUGGGGCCGCGCGCCCGCCCCCUCGGGGACCGACCCCCCUGGGGACCGCCCGGGAGCUCCCGCCCCCCGGGUCCGCCCCCGCGCCCGCCCCCUCGGGGCCGUGUGGUGCCACACAGAGCCGCUUGCUUCAAACAUAACGCCGCGUGUCGCUUUAUAAUAUUUAUUAACUUACUAAUGAGACAAUAUUCGUAAUUAUGAUUUUAAAAACUCUCGUGGAGAAUUGUACAUUUCUGUUGGUGCGGGCGCCACCGCACUUUCAACACUAUAGAAGAGAAAACAACGAACACAUUUUGUUUACGUCGCGAUAUUCAAAUAAUAAUUAUACUACACAUUGUUUCAGUUGUGUUAUCCGUAAUGUAUUGAAUUGUAUACAUAUUUAAAUAGUAUUUGAAUAUUAAAAAACGACGGUAAAAGUGAAACUUUUUUCACAUUAUAGACAUUUAACUAUGACAAACAACACGUACAUUAAACACUGACAAAACAAACAAAAUAGCGUGGAGCACUGACACAAAUGAGUAAUAGUCUAUACACUACUCGGUCAGCUGCUGCGAACUAUAGGCGCCGCCAUAUUGGCCUUGGCUGCUCUGACGAGCGCCUUUCGCUUUAUCCCUACUCCACGGCCGACCGUCACGCGACAUGCAACACACAGACGAAAAUUUUUGAGACGAUGUAAUAAAAAAGUUUCACUUUAAAAAAGAAUUAAUCAUAGCAAAUAUGACAUAUUGUAACAUUGAAAGACAAUUUUCAUCGUAUCCCCCAGUGUAAUCAAUUCGUAGAGAUAGUAAUUUAUUAUUUAAUAGGCUUUUUUAGCGUUUCUGAAUUGUCUUGAGUUCGGGAUGCGACUGAGUCGCUCGCAUCAAAUUGUAUUGUUCCGAGAUGAAUUAUAUAAUAUAUUUUUUAAUUAAUUUAUAGCUUAUUUAUUGUUUUGAUCUGGCUUCGUUGAAUUAAAGUAACUUGUUACGUGAAUCAGUGAAACACUGCUUUAUUAAAAUAAUAUUUGUAUUAAGUAUGAUAUUAAUCUGGUAACAUUCCUGUUAGGAAAGAUGUUUUAAAACAAAAUUAAAUUUGUUUAGGUGAGCACGUUGUUAAUAAAAUGAAACAAAAUAUA